UAUAAUAACACGACUCCUCCUUCAUUCCUCUGUCAAGUACGCGUUUGUUUGUUUUUUAUUUAACCUUAUGGAGCGAGACAAAACUUUACCUCAAAUGUCUACAAUGCCGAAAAUUUCGGAUUGUAACGUGAUCCGCUUUCAUCUUCAAGUUCUUUACGGGAUUACAGUCAAACGGAGUGAGAGGAAACACGACAGAUUGUUCAUUGGUGGAGCGAGAAUAUUUGGAGUCCCUUUGGAGAAUUUGGCUCGGAUUUACAUCCCUGAUUUUGGCCUGGUUCCUGGUUUUUUGGUGCAGGCUUGUUCCUUGCUGACUGAGCGACUCGCUACUGUUGGACUCUUCAGAAAACCUGGCUCUCUUCCUCGUAUCAAGACGCUACGUGCUCGGCUGAAUCGUGGGGAGGACUGUCUAUCCACAGCCCUGCCCUAUGACGUUGCUACUCUUAUAAAGCAGUUCUGCAGAGAGUUGCCGGAGCCUCUGUUCCCCUCUGACCUCCACACGGCCUUACUGAAAGCACAAGCCCUGCCCACACCGCAGGAUCGCACCUCAGCCCUGCAGCUCCUGUCCUGUCUGCUGCCUGCCCGCAACUGCUCCACGCUUCACUAUCUCUUUGACUUUCUCUGCAGUGUCUCUCACAGAUGUGAUGAUAACUUGAUGACCAGUUUAAACCUGGCGACAGUGUUUGCUCCGUGUCUCCUGCCUCCUCCAAACCAGUCUGAGAUGUCCGAAACCCGCCUGGAGCUCAGAGUUCUAGUACUACGCAACUUCAUCGAAAACCCAAAUCUAUUUGGAGUCAUCCCCAAGACUGUAUUGGACAGUGUGGGGUUUCUGAUGGACUCUCCCAUUUCUAAAGAAUUGCAAACUAAAAGGGUAAACCGAAAAAGACACAGCUUUGCAGUGAAAAGACCUGCAAAGACCAUCCCAUGGAUCCAAGUACGGGCCAAGGCCAAAGAGCCUAUUUCGGAGCCCACCAAGCCCCCUUCAUCCCGGUCAGGACUGAGACGGAGCCUGGGUCAGGAGAACUUUCCCAACCUGCAGGUGUUCAGGAGCUGUCUGGCACGGGAAGAGCACAGUUACAAAUUAUCAGAAGAGGACGACUCCAACAGUGUAGGACAAGAGAAAUUAAAAGGGACCAAAGGGCAGGAGGGGCACAGCUCUCCGGUUCUGACUGGAAUAGGUAAACUGGCCACUUGGAGAAGACGUACGUCACUUUUGACAGGGGCAGGUGCUGGACCCAUCAACACAAGCGGACACGGCGUAUCGACAGAGAUGGCUUCGGCUGCGCGGUUGUCCUUCCUCGGCCUCCUCCUGUGCCUGUGCCCGGGCAGAGCUCCAGCCCGCAGCCCGCGUACGGUAGACCAAGUGUCCGAGGCCGACAUCCAGCGCCUCCUCCACGGCGUCAUGGAGCAGCUCGGCAUCGCUCGGCCCCGCGUCGAGUACCCGGCGCACCAGGCCACCAAUAUAGUGGGCCCCCAGAGCAUCCAGGGCGGAGCUCACGAGGGCCUGCAGCAUCUCGGACCCUUUGGCAACAUCCCCAACAUCGUGGCCGAGCUGACAGGUGACAACGUGCCCAAGGACAUGAGCGAUGACCACGGCUACCCAGACCCACCCAACCCCUGCCCACUGGGAAAGACCGCUGCAGAUGGAUGCUUGGAGAAUGCACCCGACACAGCAGAGUUCAGCAAAGAGUUUCAGAAACACCAGCAUCUGUAUGAUCCAGAGCAUGACUACUCUGCCCUCGCAAAAUGGAAUAAGGAGCGUUUGUACCAGAAACUGAAGGGGGCACCAAAGAGAAGAAAGAGGAGCACAAACCCAUAUUUACAAGGCCAGAGGCUGGACAAUGUGGUGGCGAAGAAGUCUGUCCCACACUUCUACGAGGAUGAGGAGGAACCCACUGCUUCACCCACCGUCACCCAAACAACAGCCUAAACCGAUAAACGAUUACACUCCACAGCCCUGGUCACACCUCACUCAUUAGAAUUUCAUCUUAUAUUAAUCAAUAAUUACAACACAGGUAUCGUUAAUGAGGACCUACCAGCAUGUUGUUUACGUUUUGAUCAAUUCUGAACGUCAAUAAUGUUAGAAUCAAUGUUUGCCCUCACCUGACGUUGUAAUCCCUAUAGUUUAAU
Molecule: messenger RNA, 2127 nt
Organism: Boleophthalmus pectinirostris (great blue-spotted mudskipper)
Lineage: Eukaryota; Metazoa; Chordata; Actinopteri; Gobiiformes; Gobiidae
Exons: 14
Coding region: 68-1927 (619 amino acids)
Biological process (GO): regulation of hormone secretion; neuropeptide signaling pathway
Cellular component (GO): secretory granule
Molecular function (GO): enzyme regulator activity
Source: RefSeq, a predicted model, not a curated record